ACAGCCAGUUUCCUCCAGAGGAGUCUCCCUCCCGCGAGAACUUCUGGAACACGGACCAGCCUGAUUUUAGAGGAGGCCGAGGUUGCAGCUACCAGUGGGCAGAGCAGGGAGUGGCGCUCUUCCUCGUAGGGAUCUUGCGAAAGGUAACAGAUCUGCUUAAAGGGCAAAGGCACAGAAUCUGGGGCAGUGCAACGGCUCAACUAACGGUCUCCAUUAUUAUUAUCAUAGCUGUGAACUCCUUACUUAGAACCGGGGUGAGAAAGAAACCGCGGAGAACCGGAAAGGUCUGCCAAAGGGACCGGACGCGAGAACCUCCAAUUGAGGAGGGGGGUGGCGGGGGUGAUUCCCACACCAGCAGCCAAUCCAGCUGUCCCGGGGAGGAAGAGGAGGAGCCAGGGCCUCCCCCGGGACUCCGCACUGCUCCGCGCGGUGCCACCACUACAACUCGCUCGGCUCCCGGACUCAGCGCGUCCGCCACCGCAGCCGCUUCCCCGCGCAGAUAUGGCCUCAGGUGCCACCCCCGCGGCGGUGAAGAUUGGAAUAAUUGGUGGAACAGGCCUGGAUGAUCCUGAGAUCUUGGAAGGACGAACAGAAAAAUACGUGGAUACUCCAUUUGGCAAGCCUUCUGAUGCCUUAAUUUUGGGGAAGAUAAAGAAUGUUGACUGCGUCCUCCUUGCAAGGCAUGGGAGACAGCACAGCAUCAUGCCUUCCAAAGUCAACUACCAGGCAAACAUCUGGGCUCUGAAGGAGGAGGGCUGUACACAUGUCAUAGUGACCACAGCUUGCGGUUCUUUGAGGGAAGAGAUUCAACCUGGUGAUAUCGUCAUUAUCGAUCAGUUCAUCGACAGGACCACCAUAAGGCCUCAGACCUUCUAUGAUGGAAGUCAUUCCUGUUCCAGAGGAGUAUGCCAUAUUCCCAUGGCUGAGCCGUUCUGCCCCAAAACGAGAGAGGUCCUCAUAGAGACUGCUAAAAAGUUAGGGCUCCGGUGCCACUCAAAAGGGACAAUGGUCACAAUUGAGGGACCUCGCUUUAGCUCCCGGGCAGAAAGCUUCAUGUUCCGCACCUGGGGGGCGGAUGUUAUCAACAUGACCACGGUUCCCGAGGUGGUUCUUGCUAAGGAGGCUGGAAUUUGCUAUGCAAGUAUCGCCAUGGCGACAGAUUAUGAUUGCUGGAAGGAGCAUGAGGAAGCGGUUUCAGUGGACCGGGUCUUAAAGACCCUGAAAGAAAAUGCCAAUAAAGCCAAAAGUUUACUCCUCACUACCAUACCUCAGAUAGGGUCCAUGGAAUGGUCAGAAACCCUCCAGAACCUGAAGAAUACAGCCCAGUUUUCUGUUUUAUUACCAAGACAUUAAAAGAGCGUGGCUGCCUAGAAGACCAGAAGACUUUCUAAUUCCAGUCAUUUGGGAAAUUUCUGCCUAGUUAAUGGAAAAAACAUGGAAAGACAUGCAGCUCUCAUGCCCCUGCCUGCUAAGGAAGAACAUGACAAGACAUGCACAUAUCAGAAAUGCCUUCUAGAAGGCUUGGACUGCUUCAGAAAACAGAAGAAAAGCAAAUCACCAGUUAAACACGUGGAAAAAUUCUUAAAAAGACAAGACCCCAUUUGCCCUUCCCCCAGUAAGUUUGUAAUAAUACAGGGUAGGAGAUAACAUCCAGCUUCCUAUGUUACCAAGGAAAUAUGAAGAAGAACUGGAAUUCUUAGACUAUUUAUUGGUGUAACUGUAAAUUCAUACAGUCUUCCUGGAGGGCAGUUUGGUAAAAUUCCUACAGUUUUAAAAAGUUUUGAAAAUACUUACACCCUUUGUGCUGGCUACUCUAGUCCUAGGACUUUAUCUUUAUAAAAUUAUCAGAGAUACAAAGAAUUAUGUAUAAAGAAGGAUGUCUAAUAUAGUUUUAGUUAUAAUAACAAAUAUACAAAACAAUCUGAAUAUCCAACAGUUGGAGGUAAAUUAUGACCUAGCUCUAAUUAGAUUGUGAAGCAGCCAAGUAAAGAUCAUGUUUUCACAUAUUUAAUGUCCUAAAGAAAUGACUGCUCUGUAAUAUGAAAUGACAAAAGGAUAUGCGUAAGCAUUUUACAUUGCUAAUUUUGUCUUUAAAUUCUGCAUUGAUGUAUAAAAAGACUAGAAAUGAAUAUAUUAUAAUCUUUUGUUACCAUAUUUGGGGGAGGGAAACAAUUUUAAUUUUCUUUAUAUUUUUCUGUGUCUUCACAUUUUUCUACAGUGAAUAUAAUCAAAUGGUAAAGCUGUCUUAAAAAUAAAAAAGACCCAGUUCUUGAAAAAAUUACAGGUGUCAUGAUACAGAAUUUAAGAUGGUAAUUCUAAGAAGAGUUCUGUUUGAGUUCGAUCUUCAUGAGUGACUAUACAGUCAGAACGAUAUUUGGGCUUGCCACAACUUGACAAAAACUGGGUGUUUAAUACUCAGAUAGUCUUAAACCAUGUAAGAGACUAUAUACACACAUUAUAGUGUGUCAGGUAUUUUUAAAAUUAAUAUUUGAUCUUUGUUUCUACUUUUUUGAGUUGAUGAAUUAUUUUACGUGAGUUAGUGGUUUAGAUUUUUUCAUAAAAUAGAAGCUUGCUUCUUACACUGCUUUUUGUUAAUUUUAUAGGAAUGUGUUUUGUUCUGUCACAGGGAGAUCUUUUUUUUUUCCUCAGAAUUAUUACUUUUCACUGUGGGCUGUUACUGGAUGCUUUAGUGAUGUAUCCUGUUUAAAGAGUCUGUAAAGUCCAUGUGUUUGUGUCUAGGAGAUUGGCUUCAAGAUAAUCUGCUAAUUAUAAACAAUAAAAUAAACCAGUUACCCCCAGCAUUAAAACAUG
Molecule: messenger RNA, 2811 nt
Organism: Leopardus geoffroyi (Geoffroy's cat)
Lineage: Eukaryota; Metazoa; Chordata; Mammalia; Carnivora; Felidae
Gene: MTAP
Product: methylthioadenosine phosphorylase
Exons: 8
Coding region: 502-1353 (283 amino acids)
Biological process (GO): nucleoside metabolic process
Cellular component (GO): cytosol
Molecular function (GO): S-methyl-5-thioadenosine phosphorylase activity
Source: RefSeq, a predicted model, not a curated record